UGCAGGGAUACGUAUGAAAUAUAACUCCAUUCUGUUACAGCGUUACGACAUUUCCGCCUUAGUUUGCGACUGUUGUGCUUUAUGGGUUAGUCUGUCGUACAAAUUACUAUUCGUACACUGUACAUGUCGAUUGUGUGGCUGCAAAUAAAAUGCAAUUAUAUUAUUAUAAUCCCGUUAAUUUACAGUAGAAAUUGUACUUGCAGUGUUCUCUAACGGCGGCAUUGGAAGCAGAGUACCCCCUCCCUUUCCUGUAAUAGUAUCGUCCAGAGGCUAUAUAAAUACCCCGCCGAGAACGCCUCAUCCGGAGCAAUGUGUGCGGCUUCGGUUGCUAAGGAACCGUAGAGCGAAGGUGAAACGAAGAUGGUAUUAAUGCAUCCAACCAAAUGAGGUCUGGAGGCCACAAGGAAAAUAUCAUGCCAGGUGUCUGACAAAACUGCUCUGCAUGUCUGUUCCUGGAUCAGCGCAACCAUUAUGGUGACACUUAUCACAGAGCAGCUCCGAAAGCAAAGUCUGGAAGAACCUUAUCACAAGGCUUUCAAUACACUCCCUGCAUUAGGCUCCAGCGCCGCGAUCUCCUGGAAUGCAUGCAAAUCAACGCAAGAGAGCAGCUUUGCUGCACAGCCAUCAUUCAAAGCCAAACCACUUGAUGCAACAUGUGGACUGGAUUCCAUUACAGCCAACACUUUUCAGAGAUCCCCUCCCCCACCCCCUCCAAAACGGCACUGUCGCUCCCUAUCUGUUCCGGAGGACCUGUCUCAGUGCCGCUCCUCGUGGCAUCCUUGUGCAUCCAAAGUUUGGACCCCAGUAAAACGUGUCAGCCAAAGUGUCGGAACAGCUCAUUUAGGCUUACUUGGCAGCUCGAUGCCUGUUUGCGGUCCCAUGACCUUCUCAGGGUCAUCCUCUCGACAUUCCUCCUCGAGCCCUACUUUCUUUAGCUUAGCAUUAUCUGCCGACUCACCGCUGUUGUGGAGCUUUCCAUGGGACCCAUGUGACUCACCAAAAACAACCUGCUCUUCAUCAUUUGCCACCCCAUCCUCUUGCUCCUCAUCCCCGACACCCCUCGUCGGGCACUCUGUGCUGCCGCGCUGCUACUCCCUGUCGCCUCUGCAAGUGCUGACCACGUCAGUGUUGUCCCAGCACCCGCAGCUGUCCCACACUUCUGCUCUGUCCUAUGGGCGCUUGGGCAUGGAGUGCCCAGCUUCGUCUGCUUCCCCUACUUCAGCCUGCAGCACACCAUCCUCCUCUCGACGCGACAUGUGCCGCGCACUGCCACGAUGCCACUCACAGCCAUGCGACAUGCGCAAACCUCGCUUGAAGCGCCGCCACGACCCAGAUGUGUUACCUGGCCCCAGACCGGGGCUUGACUUCAGUAAGAUGACACAGAUUGGCGAUGGGGUGGCCCUAGUCUCGGGUUCAGGUGCUUGCGUCGCUCUGAUCCAUUCCCAAAUGGAACAGAACUCUCCUGUGGAGCUCCUGGGUCAUGCCUGCAUCAGACCACUGAGUGAAAGUGAAGAAGAGGAUGAAGAUGAUACCAUAAAAAGAACUGUGACGCCUGAGGCCCAUUUGCUCUUUGAACGGGACUGCACAGAACUCGACUUGAACCUCAUAGAAGAAAACUGAAAGUGAAGAGGAGGAUUAAGAUGAUACCAUUAAAAGAACUGCGACGCCUGAUGCCCAUUUGAUCUUUGAACGGGACAGCAAAAAACUCUAACUUGAACCUCAGAAGAAAACUGAUGAUCGAGGGAAACUCUGCUUCCUGUGGUCACAGCUUCCUUUACUAUGUUAAGCACACUUGUACAUGCUCUCCGCCUCAGGCUUAUGACAAGAGUCAAGAUAGAAUCAAUUUGCAGUUAUAAAUAAACCACUUGCGAGCUAGUUACUGUUUCAAAAUUAAAAAACAAAA
This is a messenger RNA of Hippocampus zosterae (dwarf seahorse), 1903 nucleotides long. RefSeq names its product protein FAM53C-like. Gene Ontology annotation, biological process: protein import into nucleus. The transcript is spliced from 5 exons. Lineage: Eukaryota; Metazoa; Chordata; Actinopteri; Syngnathiformes; Syngnathidae. The record is from RefSeq and is a predicted model, not a curated record. The coding region runs from base 472 to 1620 and encodes 382 amino acids. Gene Ontology annotation, cellular component: nucleus.